ACAGCAUAACUUUUCUCAUUGAAAAAGUGAAAAACAAGUACCAAAAUUUAUUUUCUAGUAUAGUCCAUCGGGAGCGCAAGCUUUACAGAACUGAAUCUUUGCCUUCCCCGGGAAUGAAACCCAGUCCAAGAAACUCAAACAAGUGUUUCGUGAAAGCAUGAUCGAGCGGUAUAUGAAACUCCUCCCUUUGAAGACGUUUUUGCCCCUUCACCUGCGUGCAGACCAUAAUCGACCAUCAUCAACGCGAUAAACCUUGCAUACAUGAAGGCGGGCCUAGGAUCUGAUCAGAUACCUCAGUUCCAAGUGUUCUUCAAUGACCAAACCACCAAUGACUUCAACACCCUCUUCUGAGUUCCGAGCUCUUCCACCCAAUCGGCCGGGCGGGAGUUCCGGGGGCUUUCCAUGGCCCACUGUACCCAGCCACUUCAAUGAACUUGAUCCACUCAGCUUUCGCGCUUCACUGGCUGUCCAAGGUUCCUGAGGAAGUGAAGGUCGGUUCUCACGCACGGACUGAAGGAAGGAUCCCGUACGCUGGCGGUUCUCGUGGAGUCACCGAAGCCUUUGCUAGUCAGUUUCAGAGGGAUAUGGAGGAGUUCUUCGAAGUGAGAUCGAAGGAGAUGGUGGAGGACGGGCUGCUGAUGCCGUGUCGGCCUGAUGGCAUAGUGGCUUCUGAGUUCAUGCUUAUGCACAUGUCGAGUGUUCGGGGAAUGUUCUUGCAGAUAUGGCCAGAGAGAACCGCACCGGACCAAGUUAUUUCUGAAUUUUCACGAGUUAAUGCAGCUCCGUUUUUUAAGAACAGUGGACUUUUUGGAGCUUAUGAGAUGGAAGAGCGAAAUGAGGCAACUGUUCAAUAAUCUUGAUAUGCCAGAGGCAGGGACUCCUGCCAGUUUGCCUGGAAUUUUAUUUAUAUUUGUAUUUCACCCUUGUUGUAGGGCUUGGUAAAGGAAUAACUCGUCGACUCAUUCAUUCUGCCGAUUUUCAUCCCGAGUCCAGCUGAAGUAAAGGAGCUGGCAAUGAAGAUGGAUUGCUUCAGCAUUUAAGUAGCAGAAAAGAUUUACUACCCUCCAAAGCCAACUACACCAGAAGACAUGAGGCUUUGCACUUUCCAUCUCAGAGCAACAAUAGAAGACGUUUUGCACAAACAUUUUGGACCCGAAAUUAUCAGUACCGUCUUUCAGAGGCUUCCACAAAAGCUCGAACAGUUCUCAAGUACGCCGUGUUUCACAAAUGUCGAGAGGUUGCAACAUUUACUUCUUGUAGUCAAGAAGAAAAGAUGCUUCUAAAGUAAAUUUACUAUACAUAAAGUUGUCCAACUGCUAGCAUUCCCAAAAUUCCAGACUGAAUUUGGUUUCCGAUGUUUGGAAUGCAAAUCAAGUCAAGAUCUGCAA
Molecule: messenger RNA, 1388 nt
Organism: Syzygium oleosum
Lineage: Eukaryota; Viridiplantae; Streptophyta; Magnoliopsida; Myrtales; Myrtaceae
Product: loganic acid O-methyltransferase-like
Exons: 2
Coding region: 429-854 (141 amino acids)
Biological process (GO): methylation
Molecular function (GO): S-adenosylmethionine-dependent methyltransferase activity
Source: RefSeq, a predicted model, not a curated record